AUGGGGAUAGUGAAACUUCUCCUCAAAGUAAUCCUCAUCCCUAUCGUGAUUUUCGCUGUCAUCAUCAUCAUUAUUUCAGUCCUCAUCAGGAUACGCCGAGAUCGGAAAAAGGAAGAGAAACAGAUCAAUCAGAGGGGCUUCCAGCUACCGCCUUUAACAGAAUGGACCUAUCCGGACCAGGGUGAUCCUGUUCAGGUUCAGAAGCCUGCUCCGCUGGCUUAUCCAAUCACUCCGAUCCCUACUCCGGCCCACAUGGUUACUCCGAGUCAGAUGGAGUCAGGCUAUGCUCGACCGUGCUAG
Messenger RNA from Penicillium odoratum, 300 nucleotides. RefSeq lists its product as uncharacterized. The record is from RefSeq and is a predicted model, not a curated record. Bases 1 to 300 code for a protein of 99 amino acids. Lineage: Eukaryota; Fungi; Ascomycota; Eurotiomycetes; Eurotiales; Aspergillaceae. The transcript has a single exon.